Molecule: messenger RNA, 6939 nt
Organism: Venturia canescens
Lineage: Eukaryota; Metazoa; Arthropoda; Insecta; Hymenoptera; Ichneumonidae
Gene: Ephrin
Product: ephrin
Exons: 5
Coding region: 1602-2636 (344 amino acids)
Biological process (GO): axon guidance; ephrin receptor signaling pathway
Cellular component (GO): plasma membrane
Molecular function (GO): ephrin receptor binding
Source: RefSeq, a predicted model, not a curated record
CCGACCAAGGAACGUCCGCGUCGCUUAUUCCCGUCAUUUCGUUCACGUGUUCUCCAAACUCACUCGGCUCAAACAACUGAGCAAAGAAUAAACUACUUUUACGGAGGAACUAAGAUUAUUAUCGGGUUCGAACAGCGACGGUGUUGGAUCGUAUUUUUUUUCAUUACAUUCGGGACAGCAGUAACGAUCGAAGAAAAUCCAAAACUUACCCUCUGGAUUACAAGUGGAUUACGGGUGUUGUUGUUUUGUAUGUUUCUUUUUUUCUCUCGUUGUUGUUUUUUUUAUUUUUAUUUUUUUUUUUUUUUUAUUAUUAUUACUUUUUUUUCUCGAUUGAAAAAGUGAUUCGUGUGACUCGACGCUUGUGGUGUUGCGAUCAGUCUUUUUAGUUGUUGUACUUCGUAUCCAUCGUACGGGAGUUUAGUGAGAGGACGUCACGUAUCCGACGUACCUUCGUCGCAAGUCUGUGUGCUCCCGUGAGAAUUAUCUUCCACUCGUUAUAUGAAUAAGGCGGGUGGGAAUUUAGCUCGAUCGGAGGACACUAACGAAAUUGGAGUCGAUCGCUGUCGUCGGUCCUCGGGAUCACGUGGAGAAGCAUUUUUGUUUAUUGACGAUCGUUGUUCAUCCGCUCCGGAGACUCGGAGGAAUUAAAAGCCGCAAAUGCAGGUGCAGAAUGCGGAACGAGGACGCUCCGAAUGGCACUAGACGGCGCGACACUUCGGUCAAAUAUCCAUCGAAUUCCAUGAGAACGAUAAUCGAGGUCGGAGGGGGCGGCGAGUGAGGUCUGACAUCGGGCAAGAAGAAAGCUCAAAAUUCCGAAAAGUUUUACCAAUGAAAGGCGAGACGUGCGAGUGGAGCUCGUCUUCCGGUGAGCUAAAAUCGCAGCAGCAUUCGAAGCUUCCACGAGCGAUCGAAAGUUCGGUCUUCCGGCGGCUUCCGAGAACGUCCCCAAUCACGAGUCGAUGAAGCCGCGAGAGUGAGUUUUAUCGAAAAGUUGGUGAAAGAACGCGAAACCGUUGGAAACUCGGAGGAUCGACGGAAAAAUCGUCCAGUCCAGAGCACAAAAGGUCCUCAAGAACAACGGGAUAGAAAAAUAGUCGAGUUUAACAGUUGAAAAAGUGCAGUGAUUUUCGUGUUGUCCAAGAACGAGGGUCCUUCGUAAUCAGGAUUAUUAUCAAUCAAACAGCGAACGAGAGUUGAUCCGCAUAUUGGCAAUGUGCAAACGUCUCGUGACAAACGCCAAAUCGUGAUUCAUUAUUCGAUAUUUGUACGGAUACAUACGUGUGGCUUGUUUAUUUUCACCGAAAAUAGUGCAUGCCGGAUGCUAAAGUGUGUCUCGUCGUGUGAAUGUGGCCGUUUCGCAGUGAUGCUCUAAUCAGGCGGGGGACGAAUAUAAAUAAUAAAAAAAAACGGCGACGCGUAUCGUAGUGCGUUGCGAGAUCGAGAGUGGGGCAACGAUUGUGUAAAAAGUCAGUAAGGAAAGAGAUUCCGGGGAGGCCAUUAACAGCGAGGAAAAACGAGAGAAAAUUCUUUUUCUUUGGGGAGAAAAGGACCACCACUUUUUUCGUGGCGGUCCUGGCGGAAUCGCGUUAUUUAUUAUUACGAUGGUUUCCCCGUCUUUCGUUACCCUCGUGUUCCUCGUCUGCCUCCAAACGGUUCUACUUUCCACAGUUAGCAACUGUGCGAAAACCAUCAGCAUGUACUGGAACACGACGAAUUCGAUAUUUCGGAUCGACAACACCGAUCACAUAAUAGAUGUGAACAAAAACAACGCGGCUUUCGAGUACGAUCAAGUCAACUUAAUAUGUCCUGUCUAUCUGCCGGGGAAAUACGACGACGAGGCUGAAAAGUACAUCAUCUAUAACGUGUCGAAAGAAGAGUACGAGACGUGUCGGAUAACGAACGCGAGUCCCCGCGUUAUAGCCGUAUGUGACAAACCCUACAAGACGAUGUACUUUACGAUAACGUUCAGGCCAUUUACACCGCAGCCAGGAGGCCUCGAGUUCCUUCCAGGCCACGAUUAUUUCUUCAUAAGCACAUCGUCCAAGGAGGAUCUUCACAGGCGCAUCGGUGGACGAUGCACCACCCACAACAUGAAGGUCGUCUUCAAGGUGUGCUGUGGCAACGACACCAACAGCUCGUCAUCCUCGGCAACGUCACGCAACAAUUCAGUCUCGGUGACGAGCAGCACAGUGCCAAGCAGCUCGACGGGCAACGGAAUAAUGGGAGGUGGAUCAGCCGGUAUGCCUCAAGCUCCACCACCGAGCGUACUCAAGGGUGGUGAUCGGGAGAGAUUUUAUCCGGGUGGGACUGUUCAUCAUCAUCAACCAGCAGCAACAGCCUCGCCAACACUGCCUCACGCACCACCACCGGGCGUCUAUUCGCCUCAUCCCCAUCAGCCACAGCCCCCAAUUUACAACGGACCACCCUCCGCAGCGCCCCCCAAAACUUCAAUACCACCCAAGAAGAAGAACAAAGAAUAUUCGGAUCACCCGAACGAAGUAGUGACGAACGAAGAGUUGACGUACAACGGUGGUGAGGCGACAAAGCGGCGAUCGCAGUCUUAUCAUAGUCUUAUGUUGAUGACGACCGGCACGCUGAUGGCAAUCAGUUAUCUGAUCCCGGUAUUAAUGCGGUGAAGCGACGAUCUAUGUGUAUACGUGUGCAUAUAUAUAUACAUACAUAUAUCAUCGCAAUGCGUCGAACAACCCCUUCUUCUGUGAUUAUCCUACGUUUAAUUCAUUUAAUCGCGACGAAUCGUUGAAUCCGGGAGAACGAACGAGAGCGAGCCGAUAACGAAGAUGGAGAAGAUCGAUGGGAGGUGGAGGAAAAAAUAUUUGACUGAGAGGGAAACUCGAAGAGAAGACAAGGAAAAUGGGAGAAUAGUGAGAAGUCUGGCCCCCGCGCGAAGCGACGAAUCACCGGGUGAAGAAAAACGAAGUGGAGAAUUUCGCGAGCGAGGCUGGUCCGUAAGAAAAUUGCGACUGAAAAAUAAUGGGGGGGGGGGGGGGGGUGCGAGAAAAGGAGAUAAAGAGUUGUGAGCGAGGAUGGCGCGGGGAAAAAAGACGUUUCGUAAGAUAAAACAUUGACGAAAAGCAACGCGAAUAUUUCAGGAUUUCAUCGUUCUCCAGGUUGCUCUCGGUGUAACGGACACACAGAAAAAAGCCAUAUUAACUAUUAAACGAUACUACUAGACUACGUAGAUACGCCCACACUAUUAUCACUACUGUUAAAAAGAGUAUAAAAGACGAAAAACCGGAGGCGAGAAUAGAAGCGAUGGAACGAAAGAGUUGAAGAGGGAAGGGGCGGGAGGAGGGAGGCAAGAAAAAAUAGUAGUCGAAUCGUCUCCUCUCUGAUCACCGUGUCACGAACAAUUGAUGGUAUUUAUUUCAAUAUUUUGCGUGGCUAAGUCUGUGUAUCUUCGGAAGAGAGAGAGAGAGAGAGAGAGAGAGAGUGCGUGUGUGAGAGAGAGUGAAAGUGGAGUGUGCGAGAGAAAAAGGAGAAAGAGUCGACCGAAACGAUCCAAUCGAAAGUGUCGUGUAACGGAAAAUAUCAAUUCUCCAAUGAUUAUCGACGAACCGAAUUCCGAAUUUCUCUAGGCGAACUAAACGAGCGAGGAUUCGCGGCGAGCAGUGUGAAAUAUCACGUGGAAAAUUGAGUUUGGCUCAUUUUUUUUGUGAUCAUUGGAACAAUCUUGCGAGAUGUAUUUGACGCUAAAACAUUUAUAGUUCGAUAUGAGAAUCGCAGAGGAAGAAACGAGCGAAAGAGACAGAGAGAUGAAUUAGCACGCGUGUAAAUAAAUUCCUAAUGAUUAUGUACAAUUGGCCGUUAAUUGGCCUCAUUUGGAGAACGCGAGAACGAUUAUUCGCGUUCUACUGCCCUCUCACGAUUGUUCGUGAUAUCAUUUUCGUCCAUAUACGUGUAUAAUAUAUAUAUAUAUCGAUAUAUACGUACGUACAUGGAUAUUGACGAACACACGUAUCAGUUACGAUCGUGAAACACGCGACGACUGAGAACACGGAUAAAAAGGGUUUCAAGUUGAAAGAUUGAAAAAUCAUUCGUAUCAGGCGAAAUGCGUCCGAUAAACAUACAAAGAAAACAAAAAAUUACGACGGCGACGAUGACGAUGACGACGACGUAAAGACAUUUGUAUUAUAGUUGUAUCAUACCGAACUCUAUCCAUAGAUCUGUAUUAUAUUUAUUAUCUAUCUAUUAAUUACUAUUACUAUUAUUAUUAUUAUUAUUAUUAUUAUUAUUAUUAUUAUUAUUAUUAUUAUUAUUAUUAUCAUCAUUACUAUAAAAACGCGAGGAGUAAAAAAAAAUCACUCGACAUUUUAUAAUUACUAGUGAAAUAUCAAAUUCAAUAGGGAAUAAAAAUAGCAAAGAGCUAAAUACGCCCUCGCUGUUCCCUCCGACUCUCUGUCUCGGUUUGUUUUUUAUUAUUUUUGCCUUUUGUUCUCCGGUCCUCGCGAGUUUAGUUUUCUUAAGCCCCUCUAGCUCACUGUCCUCUUUUUCGCCCUUGCACUUAAUUUAUUCCGACACGAAACGUCGAUCAUGGAGGAUUGUCUUUUCCUUGUGUGUUUGCUUUGUACUUUAAUACGUUUUUUUAUACCUUUAUUAUUGCAUUGUUUUUGUUUGAUUGUUUUCCUUUUUAUUUUCACAAAUACGAGAACAAGACUUGGAAAUUCGUGAUGAAAAUACGACGAAUUCACGCGCGCGCGCGCGCGCACGCGUAAAUUUUGAUGAAAGUUAAAAUAAAAGUAAUCGCGAACGCCGAGACGAAGGAUAGCGAUGAGAAAAGCGAACAAAGAACUCUAAUGAAAAUAAAAAAAUUGACUCACUUCCCGGUUUACGUAGCAAGGAGAAUUUAUCGUCAGUGUUCAAUGUCGGCCAUAAACGGAAAGAAUUUAUUAUGAGAAACAAUAAAUAAAUGGGGGGGGAAAAAAAAAAAAAAAAAAACAUUACGAAACGAAGAAAUAUUCUAGGCUAGCGGAAAAGCGAGAAAGAGAUCGAGAGAGAGAGAGAGAGAGAGUGAGAGAGAAUGAAAUUAUUGUAAAUAGAUUUGAAUGUCCUCGUCGAAACUCGAGUAAACUCUGCACGAAAAAGCUUUUUCAGCAAACGACGAAAUUCCUUUCUUCUCGUUCAUUAUUGUUUCACGUUUAUCUUUAUUUUUACGAUAAAUGACGCGCGAGGGAGAAUAAAAAUGAGAAUAAAAACCGAAAACUGGAAACGCUCGUGCUACGUUGUCCAUUACAGUAUUGUAAGUCUAAGUAUUACAGAAAAGAACGAUUAUGAAAAUGGUCGUCGAUCGUCGAAUGAAACUCGACGAAAUUAUGUCUCUCGUUAUAUUUAACUCCGCUAACGAACGUUGCCCGAAUUCGCAACGUUACAAAGACCAUCGUUUUUUUUUUCUUCUCAUAUCGUUUCGUCAAUAUUAUUUUAAUCCCAACAGCGAUUUGGAGACUCGGAACUCUCGCGAUUACCGAAAUGUAAGAAAUGUAAUUAAAUUUCUGCGUUGACGAGAUCAUGUGGAGGAAGGCGAGCAAGGGGAAAGAAGAAAAAAGCAUGAAAGGCAGAGAGAUAUUAAGGACGUUUGUGAGGGCGCUUGUCCCGAGUGCAGAGAGAAAAAAGAGUGAGUGAACAUGAGAUUUGUAUAUUAAUUGAAUCGAAGAGGAGGCACGAGGUGGAAAAACUAGGAUUCGCGUGAAUGUUUGAGUGAUGAAUUCGUAUGAGUGAUGAAAUAGUUAAAUACAAAUAUAACAAUAAUUUAUAGGCUCGAACUAUCGAUAGAAAAUAGACAAAAUCACACACAGCGAUUCAGUUUUCUCGUUUUAUUUUAUUUUAUUCCCAAAAUAGCCUAAACACCAAACCAUAUUUUCCCCUCCCAUUAUUCAAAACUAUUAUUUUACGUCAAAUUUGAACGAAGGUGAGUGAAUAUUAUGAGCACGUUUCCUCUAUUCAUUUGCUCAACAAUAUUCUUCAUUACUUUUUCUUUCAAUUAAAUUUAUUUCCCUUUUUUUCGAUUUUCCAUUAUUUUUAUCUUCUCAUAUUUUCCUUUUAUUUUUUCAAUUCGAAGCCAUCGCCCUAGCGACGAAUAAUCGUGAAAACAAUUGUGUCAAUCGUUGCUCAUGAAAAAAAAUGUGGAAUUUCGAAGGAAAAGGUUAAAAUAACCAAUGUUAUUUCACACAAUUUAAUGGCUCAUCGCGAAAUGAAAUUGUUUUCAUCAUUGUCACGCGCACUCGAGCCCUUCCGUUUUAUUUCCAAUAUCGUAUUCGUUUUUUAUCAUUUAUUUAGGGCGCGUCGACUCGAGCUACGAAUAUACACGCUGUAAGCCGGAAUAACGAGAAGAACAACGAUCGCGCGUCACUCAUUCGUUGUUCCAGAAUUUAUACAUAUAUACAUAUAAAUACAUUGAAUUUGUUACUUUCCGCGACGAAACGAAAAUCGCUAACUUCAGAUAUCGACGCGAGUGGGAGAUGCGAACAAGUCAGAAGAUAUUCAAAGUAUCCCCGAUUCGCGGUUCUCAUGUAAAUAAACAAAGAUAAAGACAAAAAAGGAAAGCAGAAACGAUAAUGUUUGAGUAUAUGCGAAGAAACAAACGAAGAAAAUGAGACGAUGAUUGCAAAUUUAUAUUAAAGACGAGAAAAAAAAAUUGAAAAAAAAAAAAAAGAAAACAAUACAAAUACAUAGCAAGUACGAGAUAGGUUUCUAAUAACGACUUACUAUUAAAGAGAUGAGCGCGAGGGAGAGUGGCGAGGAGGAAGGAUACUAAAAAAAAAAAAAACACAAAAAAAAACAAAAAAACACAAAAAAAUCAAGUGGAUGUACGUUGAUGUCUAAGAUUUUUAAACGAAAGAAGAAAAAACAAAAAAAAAAACACAAACUCAUUAUUAUCAACCUAUGAUUAUUAUUCGUAACCGAUAAACACCGAUCACUGUCUCA